CACAGCUGAUCGCAUAGGGGACAUGUACACUGAUCGUCAGGGCACUGAUGAUCAGUGUGCCCUGAUGAUCAGUGUAGCCCCAGCGGUGCCACCUGCCAGUGCCCAUCAAUGCCACCUGCCAGUGCCCAUCAGUGCCACAUAUCAGUGCCUACCAGUGCACAUCAAUGCCACAUAUCAGUGCCCAUCUGAGCUGCCUUUCAGUGCCACCUAUCAAUGCCAGUCAGUGCCACCUAUCAGUGCCAUAUAUGAGUGCUGCCUUCAGUGCCCAUCAGUGAUGCCUGUCAAUGCCCAUCAGUGCCUCCUCAUCAGUGCCACCUAUCAGUGCCCAUCACUACAGCCUCAUUAACGCACAUCAGUGA
Messenger RNA from Staurois parvus, 359 nucleotides. The record is from the annotation of a GenBank genome assembly. Lineage: Eukaryota; Metazoa; Chordata; Amphibia; Anura; Ranidae.